GUGCCCACUGCCGCCGGGUUAGGGCGCAGGUUACAAGUGGCGGCGGCGGCGGGUGGGCUCUGUAGCCGGCGGAAUUCACCGCGAGCGGUCUGGACUGCCAGAGUCCUUCCGCCGGCAGGAUGUCCCUGGCUGCCUACUGUGUCAUCUGCUGCAGAAGGAUAGGAACCUUUGUUCCCCGAUCAAAAAGCCACACGCCCUGGAGAAAUAUCCGAAAUAUAAUAAGAUUUACUGGAUCGCUCAUUGUAGGGGGUUCUCUAUUUAUUACUUACGAAGUGCUGGCCCUGAAAAAGUCGUUAACGUUGGACACUCAGGUGGUGGAAAGAGAAAAAAUGAAGUCUUACAUCUAUGUGCACAAAGCCCCUGCAGACAGCUUAGACCACCGUGGGAUUGUUUGGCAGGCAAGAAAAGAACUUCACAGAGCAGUAAGAAAAGUGUUGGCGGCAGCAGCCAAGGUACUGCGGAGCCCAUUUGCUGACUCCUUCAGCACAGUUGACAUCGAAGAUCAUGAUUGUGCAGUGUGGUUACUCCUGAAGAAGAGCCGGGCGGACGAUCUAGCUGUGCGGCUGGAGGCUGUGCGGGAAAUGUCGGGGGCUCGCCACUGGCACGACUACCAGUACAGGAUCAUUGCUCAAGCCUGCGACCCGAGGACCCUUAUUGGUUUGGCCCGAAGCAAAGAAAGUGAUCUUCGCUUUUUUCUCCCGCCCCCUCCUUUGCCAGCUUUGAAAGAGGACUCCACCGAAGAGGAGCUCCGGCAUUUGCUGGCCUCUUUACCGCAGACGGAGCUUGAUGAGUGUCUCCAGUAUUUCACAUCCUUGGCUCUCAGCGAGAGCAGCCAGAGCCUGGCCGCACAGAAGGGAGGACUGUGGUGUUUUGGAGGAAAUGGGCUGCCGUAUGCAGAGAGCUUUGGGAAAGUCCCCUCAGCCACAGUGGAGAUGUUCUGUUUAGAGGCCAUAGUAAAGCAUUCGGAGAUACCCUCACACUGUGACCACAUUGAAGCAGGCGGGGGCUUGCAACUCCUGCAGAGGCUCUACCAGCUUCACAAGGACUGCCCCAAAAUACAGAGAAACGUCAUGAGGAUCAUUGGAAACAUGGCUCUGAAUGAGCGUCUUCACCCUGCUCUAGUCCACUCAGGAUGGGUGUCUCUCAUGGCAGAAGCCUUGAAGUCCUGCCACAUUAUGGAGGCUUCCCACGCUGCUAGGAUCCUGGCUAACAUGGACCGAGAGACCGUGGGUGAGAAAUACCAGGACGGAGUGUAUGUGCUCCACCCCCAGUGUCGGACAGGUCAGCCCAUUAAAGCCGAUGUCCUUUUUAUUCAUGGCCUUAUGGGAGCAGCCUUUAAAACCUGGCGCCAACAUGACAGCCAGCGGGCUCUGACUGAAAGUGCUGUGGUGGAUGAAGACAGGUACACUACAUGCUGGCCCAAGACAUGGCUAGCAAAGGACUGUCCUGCACUCCGCAUCAUAUCUGUGGAGUACGACACGAGCCUCAGCGACUGGAGGGCAACGUGCCCCAUGGAGAGAAAGUCCAUUGCAUUCAGAAGCGACGAACUUCUCAGCAAGCUCAGAGCUGCUGGUGUGGGGGAUAGGCCGAUGAUUUGGGUCUCACACAGCAUGGGAGGUCUUCUUGUCAAGAAGAUGCUGUUGGAGGCCUCUAAGAAGCCGGAACUGAGUGCUGUUAUAAACAACACCAGAGGAAUCAUUUUUUACAGCGUCCCUCACCACGGGUCACGUCUGGCUGAAUACUCCGUUAAUAUUCGAUACCUUCUCUUCCCCUCUCUGGAAGUCAAAGAACUGAGCAAGGACUCUCCUGCACUGAAGAUGCUCCAGGAUGACUUUCUGGAGUUCGCGAAAGACAAAAACUUCCAGGUGCUGAACUUUGUAGAAACUCAACCGACAUUCAUCGGCAGCAUGAUUAAACUGCACAUAGUGCCCGUGGAGUCAGCAGAUUUAGGCAUUGGGGACUUAAUCCCCGUGGACGUCAACCACUUGAACAUUUGCAAGCCGAAGACAAAGGAUGCAUUUUUGUACCAACGUACUCUACAGUUCAUCUGCGAAACUUUAGCCAGAGACCUUGAAAACUGACAGCUACGUUCUUCCAUUUUUUUGUGUGAAUACAGUGCAGGAAACGUGGCACUCUCCAUCUCUUGUUAAGCUCUAUGCAGUCCUGUGCACUCACUGCACGUGGGGUGCAGAUGGCAGAGUGCAGCUCUUCACGCAGGCCCUGGGAGAUGCUGGAGCACACCUGGAGGCCACAGAGGAAGGGUUACGUUGGAACUCCUGGCCUGAGCCUUGGGGUAGGGAACAGAGAACUGCUGUGGCCAGAGGGUCCGGCCACCUGCGCCUGCCCCAGCUCACCCGAGUCCCGACAGGCAACUUGGCACACCAUGAGAAUGAAAUUUGGGGAGAACAAGUUAGAACUGACAGAGGCUGUGUUGGACCUGGGUACCAUGUGCUGCGAUGUUUGAUUGCCAAUUUUUAAUGUCAAUAUGUUAGUUACACAGUUGACACUUUCAGUGGUUCUUGCACACCUGCUUGUAAGUGCGGACCAGUCUUGUAAGCUUUUGGUUUUUUUCAUAUGCUCAGAACAUUUGUUCUAAGUAUUCCUUCUAGGAUAUAUUAUUUAGUUAUUCAGUAAUAUGCUCCGGAUAAGGUAAGGAUCAGAUUAUGAACAAAUCUAUUUGAAGCCAUCAGGUAUACUAACUACUUAGUAUCAAGUCUGGCUACAUAACAGUGCAGCCUUCCUUCAUGCUCCCUUUAGAGGGACUUCCGGCAUGGGAGGAUAAGAACUCAUGCUGACGACCUUUUAUGUAUUUGAGUAAUAGCAUUAUUAACAUGAAAGUCAUCAUGUGUAUAUACAUGCACGCACGCAUGCGUGUGCAUGUGUGUGGUGCUAGGGAUCAAACCUGAAACCUUGUGUGUGCUAGCCAGGUACCUGCCAGUACAGUAUGUCCUCAGCUCCAGACUUAGACCUUCAGAGAGGACAACUGACUGGUGUUUGGUGUCAAAGCUACAAACUAUCACCACUGUCCAAAGUCCAUUGUAUCAUCCCCAAAGAAGCUCUCAGCAGCAGGCAAUCCCCUCCUCUGACCCAAACCCCAGUAAACACUAACACAUCCCAUCUCUGCAUUUGCCUAGCGGGCAUUCAUAAAGUUGGUAGCUUCACUGUGUUCCUCUUAGCAUAAUGGUUCUUUCUUGCAUCCAUCUUUUCCUGCCUCUCUCUGCUUCCUACCUGUCCUUGCAGUGAGCAGUUUUGCCAAUCCUCCCAUUCUCCCAUGAUGCCCUGUCUCACACCAUGGGGCCAGUGACAUUGACGGAGACCGUGAGCAGCAGACACCUUUUCUCCUUUAACUCUGCUGCCUAGGUAUCUGUCAAGAUGAACAUGCAUUCGGUUCUGUGUUAAAACUGCAAUCUGAAAAGAGCUGUCCAGUGAAUUAAAUAAAUUAGUGUUGCUGUUUUUCUGACAAGA
Molecule: messenger RNA, 3465 nt
Organism: Apodemus sylvaticus (European woodmouse)
Lineage: Eukaryota; Metazoa; Chordata; Mammalia; Rodentia; Muridae
Gene: Serac1
Product: serine active site containing 1
Exons: 17
Coding region: 120-2081 (653 amino acids)
Source: RefSeq, a predicted model, not a curated record